AUGCUAUCUUUUAAAGAUUUGAUCAAGUCCACAACUUCCCAUCAUGAAGAAGUGAAGGAACAAGAAAGUAUUCGAAACCAUCACUAUAAUCAACAAACAAUUUUACCAUCACAAUCACAUCACCAAUCAAUAGUUCACCAUAAUGAUAGAAUAGAGAACAACAGCACCACUGGUUCACUUUAUCAAUCCCCGCCACCACCAUCACCAUUCGAAAGCUCAUCAAAUGGCUCCAACAGAAAUUUCAAUGAAAAGUUCAAUCUACCAAGUAUUGAUACUCUAUUGAAUUCCAAACCACCAACUUUCUCAUCACAUUUGUAUAACAACACAGUUUCUAAUAACAAUUUGGCAACUACCACUUCCACAACUAGAUCACCACAUCAUCAUCAACACUAUUCAAUACCCAACAAUAACGGCACUAUCCAACAACAGCAACACUAUCAAACAACUGAUAUCCAAAUGCAACGCUCUUAUUCAUCUUCUUCGGUACAACAACUCGGCACUUCAAACAAGUCUUAUAACCAUUAUCCACACUCUUCGAAUUCUUACAGUGAUGCAUCUCCUCCUACAAGCAGCAACUUUCUACAACAUACCCAAUAUAAUAGUAGCGUAACCCCAACGAUAUCUGCCACCACUGAGGGUUACUAUCAUUCUUCAAAGGGUUUUCCAAAUUCAUCUAAUAAUGCCGGUAGAAAUUCUGAAUUUGGGCAGGGUGUGUGUCCAUCACAUUCGAAUAAUGGUCAUAAUUAUACUGGUUGGCAAAGCACUUCCAAAGAAGUUUCUCCUCCUCCUAGAGUAGUUACAUCCUUAACAAACACAGCUUCCUAUCCUAAUCAUCCUCAUUACAAUACUAAUAGAGAAGCAAGACUAAAUAGUAGUUUACCCUCACAACAAUCCAUGUACACUACGGCUACUACAGCAACUAGUGAACCAACCCAGCAACACAAUACAGCAACACCUUACCACCACUCAACUAUUAGAGAUUCCAUUCCACAAUCAAACCAACAUGCUGACCACCAACAGAAACCAAGAUUUGAACAUAAUCUUUCAUUAAUACCUUCUUCCUCGCCACAUCAAUCAUUAAGAGGAUCAUCCACCAUACUUUCAACACUCAAUACUACAGCUCCCAACAGUACUCAAGCAAAUGCUUCCCAACAACAAUCAUCCCCCAUGAUGAAUGGAAACAUGGAUGAUGAAGAAGGUUUUGAUGAAGCUGGUGGUUCUGGAACCUAUCGUUUCAGAAAGGGAUGGACAAAGGAUGAACACAUUCGUUUCCUCAUAGGUGUACAUCUCUUUGGUCGAGGCAAUUGGAAGAAUAUUUCAAAAGUCAUUGCAGGUAAAUCUCCAAAACAAGUUCAAUCACAUGCUCAAAAGUAUUUCCUCAGACAGGAACAAACUUCCAAGACUAAACGUUCUAUUCACGAUUUCAAUCUUGAAGAUUUGAUAGAAUUGUUAAAAGACGCCACUUAUAGAAAUACCAUUCGAGAAGAUACCACACAGAAGGGAAGAGAUUUGGAAGAUUUAGUCAACCGAUUUGAAUCUUCUUAUUACAAAGACCAGACAAAGAAUAAUAGUAGUACCAGUAGCUCAGGAGGUGCUUCUGGAUCACCAUCAUCACCACAUUCACCUGUAACAAAUAGUCAAUUGGGACGUGUUGAUAACUCAACUGGUAAACAACUUGUACCAAAUUCCAGAAUCAACAAACCAAAAAACAAACCUUAUUAA
This is a messenger RNA of Naegleria gruberi, 1722 nucleotides long. RefSeq lists its product as uncharacterized. Gene Ontology annotation, biological process: response to gibberellin; response to ethylene; response to auxin. Gene Ontology annotation, molecular function: DNA binding. The transcript has a single exon. The record is from RefSeq and is a predicted model, not a curated record. Lineage: Eukaryota; Heterolobosea; Eutetramitea; Acrasida; Naegleriidae. The coding region runs from base 1 to 1722 and encodes 573 amino acids.